Molecule: messenger RNA, 564 nt
Organism: Colletotrichum karsti
Lineage: Eukaryota; Fungi; Ascomycota; Sordariomycetes; Glomerellales; Glomerellaceae
Product: nadh-ubiquinone oxidoreductase 21 kda
Exons: 4
Coding region: 1-564 (187 amino acids)
Source: RefSeq, a predicted model, not a curated record
AUGGCCACUGCACAGGCUCAGACAUACACUCCGACGAAGGUCGUCAGGAGUGACUACCCGCUCAUUGACAACGACCCCCACUUCAAGAGAGUCGUCGGCUACGCCAGGCCCUCCGACUAUGCUUACGGAGCCGCAGCUGCCGCUUUCGGGCCCGGCGCUCUCCUCGUCCUGGAGAAAUUCGCCCCUUCCCAUGUCGGCAAGGGAGGUCUGGCCCAGGCCAUGCGACUUGCCGGAGCCAUUGGCCUCGCUGGUGGAUUUUUCUACUUUUACCAGCGCUCAAGCUUGCGAUUUUACGGCGCCACCGAGAAUGCGAGAGAGGUCGAAAUGGAUAUGAGGGAGAUGGUUUCCAAGGUCAAGGCUGGUGAGCCCCUCUACGGAGAGAGCAGAUUGACCCCUCACAUGCAGGGUGUGGCUGCGCGACAAUCGAGAUACUCGGCUCUUUUCAUGGGUGUCAUCCCCUGGUUCAACUUCGUCAACCACAACCAGCACGGCGUCGACACCGCCAAGUACUACCAGCAGGCUGAGAGGGAGCUUGAGGCUGAUCGUUUGAAGAACAGCUCAUGA